This is a messenger RNA of Python bivittatus (Burmese python), 2222 nucleotides long. The record is from RefSeq and is a predicted model, not a curated record. NCBI's taxonomy places the organism in Eukaryota, Metazoa, Chordata, Lepidosauria, Squamata, Pythonidae.
AAAAUUACCUGCUGGCUGAACUCAUCUUCCAAACAAUCAUGUGGAUGCAGGUGGCAGUGGGAGACAUUGCGAAGGUCACCAAUGGGCAGCAUCUCCCAGCAGACAUGAUCAUUUUAUCUACCAGUGAACCUCAGGCAAUGUGUUAUAUUGAAACAGCUAAUCUUGAUGGAGAGACGAACCUUAAAAUACGACAGGGAUUGAUUCAGACUGCUAACCUCCAGUCAAAAGAAGACUUGAUGAAAAUGGCUGGGAAGAUAGAGUGUGAAGGACCUAAUCGUCACCUCUAUGACUUCACUGGAAAUCUCCGUCUUGAAAGUCAAAGUCCAGUUCCAAUUGGACCUGACCAGAUCUUACUAAGAGGGGCACAAAUAAGGAACACUCAGUGGGUUUUAGGAAUAGUUGUCUACACAGGACAUGACACAAAACUUAUGCAGAAUUCAACCAAAGCUCCACUGAAGAGAUCAAAUGUAGAAAAAGUUACCAAUGUGCAGAUUCUCAUUUUGUUCUGCAUCCUUCUCGUCAUGGCUUUAGUGAGUUCUGUGGGUGCCUUACUGUGGAACAGAACACAUGGAGAAGUCAUUUGGUACUUUGAUUCCAAUGAAGUCCUAUCCACCAAUUUUGGAUACAAUCUGCUCACCUUUAUAAUCUUGUACAACAACCUCAUUCCCAUCAGUCUAUUGGUGACUCUGGAAGUUGUGAAAUUUACUCAGGCUCUUUUUAUAAAUUGGGAUAUAGAUAUGUAUUAUACUGAAACUGAUACACCUGCAAUGGCCAGAACUUCAAAUCUGAAUGAGGAACUUGGCCAGGUUAAGUAUCUAUUCUCUGAUAAAACAGGCACCUUAACAUGCAAUAUUAUGAAUUUUAAGAAAUGUAGUAUUGCUGGAGUAACAUAUGGUCACUUCCCAGAACUGGCAAGAGAAUGUUCGUCAGAAGAUUUCAGCCAGCUUCCGCCUUCUACCAGUGAAUCUUGUGAAUUUGAUGAUCCAAGACUUCUGCAGAACAUUGAGACUGAUCAUCCCACAGCCAUGCACAUCAAAGAAUUCCUCACUCUGCUGGCUGUGUGUCACACUGUUGUUCCAGAAAGGGAUGGAAACACAAUCAUCUACCAGGCCUCCUCCCCAGAUGAAGGAGCCUUAGUCAAAGGAGCAAGAAAACUUGGCUAUGUUUUCACUGGGAGGACACCACGUUCUGUUAUCAUUGAUGCGCUAGGAAAAGAAGAGUCGUUUGAGAUCCUUAAUGUGUUGGAAUUUUCAAGUAACAGAAAAAGAAUGUCUGUAAUAGUUCGGACUCCAGAAGGCCGACUACGUUUGUAUUGCAAAGGAGCUGAUAAUGUCAUUUUUGAGAGAUUAUCCAAAGACUCACAGUACAUGGAGCAAACUCUAUGUCAUCUUGAAUAUUUUGCCACAGAAGGUUUGAGGACUUUGUGCAUCGCAUACACAGACCUAUCAGAAAACUCUUACCAGGAAUGGCUGAACAUAUAUAAUGAAGCCAGCACGAACCUGAAAGACAGAACUCAAAAACUGGAAGAGUGUUAUGAGAUAAUUGAGAAGGAAUUGCUGCUUCUUGGUGCCACAGCUAUUGAGGAUCGCCUUCAAGCUGGCGUCCCAGAAACAAUAUCUACUCUAAUUAAAGCAGAGAUCAAGAUUUGGGUACUAACGGGGGACAAACAAGAAACUGCUAUCAAUAUAGGGUACUCCUGCAGGCUUGUUUCCCAGAGUAUGACUCUCAUCCUCGUGAAUGAAGAUUCUUUGGAUGCAACAAGAGCUGCAUUAACCCAACACUGUGAAAAUCUGGGUGACUCGCUGGGCAAAGAAAAUGAUAUUGCUUUGAUUAUAGAUGGCCAGACUCUGAAGUAUGCCCUUUCCUUUGAAGUCAGGCAGUCCUUCUUGGACCUAGCACUGUCCUGCAAGGCUGUCAUUUGUUGCAGGGUGUCUCCUCUGCAGAAGUCAGAAAUAGUAGACAUGGUAAAGAAGCAUGUGAAUGCCAUCACUCUAGCCAUUGGGGAUGGUGCCAACGAUGUUGGAAUGAUCCAGACGGCUCAUGUUGGAGUGGGGAUCAGUGGCAAUGAAGGCAUGCAGGCAACCAACUCCUCUGAUUAUGCGAUAGCACAGUUUUCCUACUUGGAGAAGCUGUUACUUGUCCAUGGAGCCUGGAGUUACAAUCGAGUGACAAAAUGCAUAUUGUAUUGCUUUUAUAAGAAUGUGGUUCUUUAUAUUAUUGAG